AGGACAUAUGGUGGUUGUGCUGUGGGUGCAAGAAGUUAAGUGGAACAGGGGAAGGAGUUUGACUAACAAGAAGCCACAGACAGUGACAAGGAUCUUUCUUGAAGCGGGAAAUGUCUUUGCGACAAGGAGGACAGACCAAGCUGGCAUUGAUGCCCAGUGUUGUGCCCUACAAGAUUCAUCCCUCCAUGACAUGGGCGUACAUAGAUUUGUGUGUACUUGAUUGCAUAAACUGCUGGCUGGCUUAUUUGUGGUGUAGUGAAUGCCAGCCGUCUUUUGCUUGAGCUUCUAACUGUGUUUAACUAUAUAGUUUUCAUGUAUAUUGGCUUACCAACUGCUAUAGCGCUUAUACAAUGUCUUCCUUGAGGUUACUGCUGUUUGCACAACUAAUUGGCGAGCGGGAGCGAGCCAACCUAGUCAUUCGUUCGAGCGGAAUUUCCUAUAUAUAUAAUUAUUGCCGAGCGGGAGCGAGCAAACCUAGUGGUCCGAACGGCGCGAUUUUUCUAUAUAUUAUACGACUGCUAUACGACU
Messenger RNA from Geodia barretti, 528 nucleotides. The record is from the annotation of a GenBank genome assembly. NCBI's taxonomy places the organism in Eukaryota, Metazoa, Porifera, Demospongiae, Tetractinellida, Geodiidae.